Molecule: messenger RNA, 7475 nt
Organism: Odontomachus brunneus
Lineage: Eukaryota; Metazoa; Arthropoda; Insecta; Hymenoptera; Formicidae
Gene: slmo
Product: protein slowmo
Exons: 5
Coding region: 178-702 (174 amino acids)
Biological process (GO): phospholipid transport
Cellular component (GO): mitochondrial intermembrane space
Molecular function (GO): phosphatidic acid transfer activity
Source: RefSeq, a predicted model, not a curated record
AAAUAAGCGUAUAGCUCGUGCUUCCAACCUCUUUCCUUUACAUCACCCUCGAAAAGACGGCUCGACGCACGACGAACGCUCGGAAUCGUGACAGUUUGUUCCGCGCACGUGUCGGACGAUAAAAUUAUAGUGCCCGUUCUACAUGCAGUGUCGUACAUUCUAUUUGUCCUUAGCAACAUGAAAAUCUGGACGUCAGAGCAUACUUUCGAUCAUCCUUGGGAGACGGUAGCGCAAGCUGCUUGGAGGAAAUAUCCAAAUCCUAUGGUCCCGUCAGUUAUCGGGGCCGAUGUCAUAGAUAGAAAAGUAGUCGAUGGGGUUCUUCACACUCACAGGCUUGUUGUCUCUAGUCACUGGGGUUUCCCUAAAUGGACGCAAGCGUUAAUCGGCUACGCGAACUUGUGUUAUGCUAGCGAACGCAGCGAGGUCGACCCAGUGAACAGAGAAAUGGUUCUCAGGACGCGCAACUUAACUUUCGGCAAUUACAUCGCUGUAGACGAAGCUGUCAGAUACACACCCCAUCCGGAAGAUCCUGGCAAGACAUUGCUCACGCAGGAGGCGAUAGUCACUGUCCGGGGGGUACCACUGACCAACUACAUGGAGGAUCUCUUAACUUCAAAAAUUUCUUUUAAUGCGAGCAAAGGCCGGCAAGGCUUGGAGUGGGUGAUCAACAAGCUCGAAUCCGAGAUGAAGGAGUUUGCCUGAAAGGCCACGCCGCCGUCGCGAAACUUCUGAACUGCCGCUAUCAGCACAACACGAGCGCCGGUGGGGAGCGGCAACUUCUAGAUCGAACGAUUACGCGGAUCAGAAGAACAUUAACGUCCCGGGCUUCGUCAGAAACAAGCAGAUGAUUCGCCGCGGGCCACGUAGAUCGCCUAAUUGAAUUUUGCGGAACUUGUUACUAGGAACGGUUUAUAGGAACGAACGCUUCCUUUGAGAGGUGAUUGCCUUUCGCAACGUAUACUGGGUCCAGGCCUGCAAGGUGUCUGUCGAACGUACGGGCGAAAUAAUACGACUGAUAUAGACAUAUGAAAACGCGUAGGUUUAUAAUUCAAGUGAGACGGCACAACGGCUGAUCCGAUGACCAAAUGAAUAGCAGCGACUAUCUCGACGUUUUAACUGUACCCACGUACCUCUGUCGGUCGACUUGUGCGAACUCACGGCGAGUGCUCACCGUGUCAAUGCCGGUAUUGCGCGGUGAAGCUAUUAUACUCGGCCAAUUUUGAUACGUGGACGCGUCCUCGGUCACACAGUUUACAUAAAGGACUUUAGGAACAAAUACAUAUAUGUAUGCUGCUGCAUCUUGUUUAGCGAAAUCUUAUGUUACAAUGUCCAAAAAGUAUUAGAUGUGCAAUUUCUUAUAUACCCACAAAUUGUCUCUGUUUACUACCUUCCUAUCACGGCUCGGUAGGAUAUCGGUGUGUUUUCAAAGCCCAUUGCGUCAAUUAUAUCAUUGACAUAUUGGUUGGAUCGGUUGCAUCAUUUUGUCGAUGCUUGUUGCACGACUCGAGCGUGUCCUAUGAAACUGCUACAGAUCUACCCUCAUUAUCGUCCCUCGUUGAUUGGCCUAAAGUAAACAAUGCAGCUACAAAUCAUCGCGAAGCUAUGCUCUCUGGAACUACGCGUUCUCCCUGAACUGUCAUUCUUCCUCUACAAGGAGCCGAGGCUCUGUAACUAUGACAGAGGAGGCGAUUUAUCUCACUAUAUUAUCUCAUGUUCCGAAAAUGUGGUCUCUUUGACGAUUUCGUCACACGUCAGAGGCCUCGCGUUCAAACACUGUACCGAUCAAUCGAUUUCUCGUGGUCUCUCAUACGCUUUGUCGGCGUGCCGAAAAUUCAGCCGCCAUGGUGAUUCCUUCCUGCAUUACUCGUACGUUUCUGCUGAGCUUUCCGGUUUCUUUUUGUUUUUCUUUUUUUUUUGUUUUUUCGUUGUCGGACGGGUGUUUUUCCCUUUCAGUCGACGGUCCGUUAUAUAUUCAUUGACCACUUUUAAAUUCCAACUGUGGAAACAUGAAAGCUUCCUAUCGACUGUAAAAGGAACACAGAACAAUGGCGUAUCCUUUGUAUAGAAAAAUCAAGCGGGCAAGAACGGGAGAACUCGCGCGCGAUACCCACAAGCGGGACGCGCCAGGAUGCUUUAAUUUAGUGAAGUCGACAUGCACGUCGAACACGGACGUUGAUUUACCAACGAGCUCAGCGGUUCGAUAGGAAAACCGAACAUCAGACAUCAAGCAUCGGUGCGUGGGGCGCGUACAAAGGAUACUACCCGCCCUGUGAUAGGAAGCUGUCAAUAUUUGUCUGCGUCGGAUAACAGAGAGGUCAGCAAUGAACCGUAACAUCAUCAAUUAUCUCUUACAUACCAGCACCAAGCGCGAGCGCCGCGUCAAAUUUGUCCCGCUCGUUCUACGUCGUUCCCGGUCUCUCACUUCUACAUCGUCCAUUCACGAUCGCUCACCUCCGCUGGCGGCCGGCUGAAGGACGUGGGGCCACCGUCGCCGCCGCCGUCGUCGGUAGAAAUUGUCUCUCGACCAGCCAACCGAGAGCAAUAACGACUCGGCCGAAAUUCUGGGCCGUCGGGAAUUGCUCGGAAUGCCGAGUCCGAUAAUCCAAUGGCGAAUCGAACUGCUGCACGUACGUUAUGUGCUCCACACGUGGUAGUACUCGGCAGAGCAUGUGCCGCGAGUGCCCUCCAAGGGUAGUUAGGGCGAUCGAAGACCCGGUCAAGAGAAAACGGUAUUGGGAUAUUCGCUGCUGUGAGUAUCGGUGGACUGCCUUGGCCGACAUGUCAAGGUCUUCCACGUGGAGCGUUCAUUUGGCGAAGAAGUUAAUGAGAGUUGGACUUGUACAUAUAAUGCUCGCCUUGCCUUAACGAUUUGAUUUUACAUUGCGAGAUUAUUUAUUAUGAGUGUAAUUAUUAGCGUUUCAGAGAUUGCAGUUAUUUAUUAAAUUUCCCAGAAGCGAUAUGAGAAAAGAAUACUCGAAACAUAUAAUCUCAUUUUUAGCAGAAUCCUUUUAUAUCAUAGUCUCAAGAUUCUCCUAAACCUCAAAGGAAAACGUCCUGAUAUUCAAAAAAGAGAACUUUAGUGCAAGUUGCUAUUUUCUGUAACCCCAUAUGCUAAACUGGAACUUUUCCCGAAGGAAUGUUUCGGGAAAUAUUUCUCUUCUAAUGAAGAAGAAUAAUAUUAUGUUUAGAAUAUCUUUCUUUUGGCUUUAGAAGAAUCCUUUUGAAGCUAUUACAGGGUGUCCUACACUAACUGCCAAAUAUUGAAAUAGCAGAUAGUAGAAAUUAAACUGAAAAACCCUUUAAAUACGAGCAAUAGUUAACGAGUUAUUAAUUAAUUUUCAUACAUAACACAUCUUAUAAUUGUUGGACGCAGAUAGCGACGCGUACCGAAAAAAAUGUAAAUGUCCGCCGUAGAGCUGUAUCAAUAGUUAUUCUUUGAAACUUUUCUCAAGUGAGACACUCAGAUCUGAAUUCAGAGUUAAACAAGUUAAACCGCAAUUACAGAUGAUAUGAUAUUUGUCACAUAUAUCAUAAUUCAACUGAAAAACUUGAAUCUAACUGAAUAAAACACUGACUAUCUCAUAUGAGACAAGUUUCAGAUUACAACUAUUAAUACAGUCCUUAGACUAGUUUCUAUAUUCUGAUUAAUGAGCUCUCUCCCCCACUCCCUCAAUUAGAAUAGCGAAGAUAGUUUCCAUUUCGGUUUGACUUCCAUUAUCUACCAUUUCAAUAUUUGGCGAUUGAUGUGAGACACUCUGUACAAGAGGAUUUCGUUAAGGACGAGAUUAUAUUUGUUUGCGUGAAUGUAUUUCCUUGUCAAGAUUUAUAUUUAUAGAUUUAAUUCGGCUUUGCGACUGCGAGUUCUUCAAAUUUCCGACGCCUGUGUCAUCGAGUUCGAUUCCGAACAGAGCAAUAGCGCGAAACGUGCAAUUGAUGUGCAUAUUUACCUUCGGUAAGUCGUCGCGUGUCCCACGCCUUAUCCAUAUUUAGAUUACAACGCUUUACAUUAGAGACGGUGCGGCCUGAAGUGGCAAUACCCAACGGGGGCAAAAGUCACUCUGGCGCGAGAUUUUCGGAAAAUCGCUAUGCGUCGCUGCUUGCCUCAGAACUCGUGAUUCGGCAAUGAGACUGCAACGGGGACUAGGAGGAUCCCCAUGGCCGAUAGUCGUCGUCGUCGUCGUUGCUCUCGUUCCUUCGGGCUCCAAGCGUAUAUGUAUCCAAGCUCGUAAAAAGGAUUCGCCUUUCAGUCGAAUCCCGCCGCCACCUCCACCCUCCACAUCCUUUCAGUCGCGCUUCUCCUGGAGAAGGGUGGGAGGCUCGAAGGAUCGUCGAAGGGGCUCAUGGUUUACACAUCGUGACGGCGCUCUCUCGUCAAAACCCGUAAAAGCUCUCGGGGACGAUCGACUUUGAGAGCUAGCAAGCGGUCAAGGAGAUCCUCCUCGGUUGCCGAUUCACGAUCUCGUGAAAAGCUAUCCGCCGCAGUCUCGGCACUCGUCUUAUUUUCCUUGCUUCGCUCCGCUGCGCUCCUUGGCGCCGAUAGCCUUCGAGGGGCCGCAAAGCGGCGUCGAUUUUGUUCCAAAUAAUAAAUUCAGCCGGCCCAGGCCGAAAUACCCGCCGGCCGAUCGAGUGCACCCCCUGCAAACUUCUAACGGCUGCUUUAUUUCCGUCGGACGUUCUUAAAGUUUCGAGGACGCACUUUCGCGUGCCUCGGCCGUUAUCGCUCGACAGCGGUGGAAAACUCUGCCGCUUGUACGGCAAAUAAAACGCACGACGUGAUAUUUAAUUCGGUAGUUUCCAGCAGGGAAAGUGCAUUGUCGGCGAAGGAUUACUCUCGGAGCGGAUCGAACACAUUGUUUUCGCCUGUACGACCGUGUAUUUUGGUUAAUUAGAAAGCGAGCCGUGCAGUCCACCUCAGCGUGGAAUAAUUUCGCGCAGGAGGAUUAUCCGGCCGUCAAGCUGCUAUUUUACUCGCGUCAGUAGAUAAAGAGAAUCGGCCGCAAACUAGCACCCGAUGUUCGCAAACUCUGUGUAUUUCUAAACCAACUUCGUCAAUACAUCCCGUUUUAUCCUUUCUGGGAAAGAACUUUUAAUGAGUUCGCGUACACUGUUUAAAGAUUUAAAGUUUUGCGAGCUUCAAAGAGAUCGUGCCAUGCUUCUCUAAAGUAUUACAGGCGGGGCGGUGCAUUAUUACGACGUACAGAACGUCUGCGAUAUUACAUCGUAAAAAUUGCUUCUGUAUAUUAGUUCCUCCGCUGGCUGUUCCCUAUCAAAAACUCAAAGAAAAAUGCACACUGCGAGAGCCGACGAAGGAUAAGAAGAAGCCCUCGAAUUUAAUAAAAUUUAAUAUGAUCGCGAGAAUCUCUUUAACACCGGGAAAUAAUAGCGAACGAACUUCAUUUCGGCGUUUGCGUACACACACGGAAAAAAUGAGCCCGCUUGAAUUAACAUGACAUAUUUGGUUGAGCAAGUUUUGCUGAAGACAAAUAGACUUUCGGGUUAUAAUAAUGAAAUAUUCUAGUAAGGUAGUUGUAAUACUGGUCAGAGUUGGUUACUGCGUGCAAUAACAUCCAAGAGUUUGGUUACUGCAUGUAAUAAUAUCCAACAGUUUAGUUAAACGACUGCUGAUAGAAUUGAAUAAAAUUACUGGUUAUUAUAAUCAACUAAUCUGAUAUUCAACGCUACUUACAACAUAGAUAUACAAUAUAUGACCUGUCAGAUGGCGUAGUGCGUAGACGGGCGACUCACAAUCCGUCGGCUCGGGUUUGAGUCUCAGCUGGACAAAAGGGGCGAGUUUUUCAAGUUCAGUUAUAUAUAUAUAACAUCAAAUCAAUUAAAUGAUUAACUUUGAAACAAAGUAAUGUCGUACUUAACACCUUAAAAACAACUUUCAAUUGAAGAAAUAAUAAAGUUUCUAGUGGGAAAUGUUGAAGUAUUAUGUUGUAACCAAACUCUUGUCUGGGCUGCUAUUUUGUUAUAUCUUCUUCUGACAACUGUCACUACUAUAAUAUUAUUUCCUCAAGUCUUAGUUAAGGACAUCGUCUACCAUUUGUAGGGAGGAAGUGAGUGAGAGAGAAGUUGCAGCAGUGUACUUCGUCAUUUCGAUCAUAGAGCUUUUCUUUCUCACUACUACCAUUCUCCUAGAAGUCACCAUGAUAGUUCAAAUGAUUUGUAACACUUUCAUAUAUUUUUUAAUGGCAAAAAUGAGUGUCAUCUGCAAACAUGUAUAUCGUCAAGUUCGAGCUGAGUCUGUGUCCGGGUACGCUACCCGUCAUGCUAAUCAGUAUGUCGAUGCAACCAUUUGUGCAGAAUAGCUGCGCUGGUUACUUCAACCAGAACGCAUGUAACCAAAUUUGCCCGGUCGCCAAAAUUAUGACUCAUUCAUUUCUCACCAAACUGUCUGGUUAAUGUGUCCUGAAUUCAGAUUGAUUGAACCAAUUUUUUCCCCGUACACGACGACGUGAGAUCGGGACAUCGAAUUGGAGCGUGACGCUCGAACGACCCUCGGUGCGCGGUUAUCUGCGUGAAAAACGACGAAGCCAUUUCGAAGCACGACACACAACUAUUAAAAUUAUAUUGUCCUCCCCCACCCCUCCCCCCUGACUUUACGUGUUCAAGUCUCUACAUCAUAAAACCGCGUAGAUAAUGGCGACGUGACACUGCAAAUCAUUGCUAAACGUGAGGAGCAUCAGCGAACGGCGGCGAACGAAGACCGAGUGAUCUUCUAGUUAAUAAUAUCAGUAUGUGUGUUCUCUGGACGCACUGGUAGGUGUAGCUGCGCGACAAAGUUGAUCACACACGAAAUUGGCCAAUGCGUGUCGGCGUUGUAUCGCGUCGGCUAUGCGAGGCAGAUAGGUGUUCACCGUAAAGCAGAUACAUAGAUAAUAACGGGAGACGUUGAGCCGUCGCGGACGACGCGGCGCAUACGCUCGCCCUAUUAGCAUACAAUUAUCUUUACGCUUCUUUUAUGAUUCAUAUUUAGUGCCGAUUUCGCCGCCGUCAUCUUGUCCCCCGCCCCCCCGCCCGUCUCCCCGCUCUCCUGCGCGCCACCUCCUUCCCCCGCGCGCGUCGAAACCGGCUCGAAGUUAGCAACUUUUACGAUCGCACUUGUUUCGGAAUUUAACGUAUCCCGUGCUUGCCUGUUAUCGGGCCGCCACGAUUCGCUCGCACUCUUGUUAAACGUGCCCCGGAAAGUACCUCCGAGAACAUGCACUCGAAAAUUUAUCGUCAUACGUGCGAACAAUCGACAGAUACGAUACACAUCGAUUAUGUUUGCUUGUCACGUCGAAACUAAUGCGACACCGCCCACACAGUUCAACAAUUCGUCGGACGAGACGACGACAGUGUCAGACUGUCAUUGUAUCAUUGUACUGAUAACUUUUUAUAAUACCGUGUAAAGAAACAAAUGUUGUGAAAUACGAUGUAAAAAAUAUAUGAAUAUAAUUUUCAAUAAUAAUUUAAAGUAUUCUGCUGUUUUC